Messenger RNA from Funneliformis caledonium, 1485 nucleotides. Lineage: Eukaryota; Fungi; Glomeromycota; Glomeromycetes; Glomerales; Glomeraceae. The record is from the annotation of a GenBank genome assembly.
AUGUCCACAAAGUUAAACUUUAUUCUUUUAGAAUGUUUUGAUAAGAUAUUUUUUUAUUUUGAAAAGGACCAAAGAGCGUUAUACACGUUUCUUUUCGUAAAUCGAUUUUGGUGUAGAAUUAUAAUUCCAUUCUUAUGGAGACAUCCAUUUUCAUGUACAUCAAAAGGAAAGGAAAUCAAUACGUUAUUAUCCUUGCUCAAUCCUGAAGAGAGGUUAGGGAUUAUCAAUGAUCACGAUAACAUUAAAUUAUCACCUCCUUCGACAUUGUUUAAUUAUGCAUCAUAUAUUCAAGAUUACAAUAAUGUUGAACUUUUUCAAUCGAUUGAAAGUUGGUACGAAACUUUUUAUGACAUUUAUUAUUCGGCUGAAAUUCAAAUCAUCUUUAAUGCGUUUACAAAAUUAAUCAUGAGAAAUUCAAAAAUCAUUAAAAACCUUUCGCUCUUACACAUUCAUAAAUCAAUAUAUCAUGACAUCCCCGAGAUUUCCAUCUUUGUCAACUCUCAACCUGGGUUUAUAAACAUAAAUAAAUUCGAGUUAAACACUUCCUUUAUAACUCCUCACGUAUUUGACCUUUUGGUCUCACUUAAAGAAAUUUCUCAUAAUAUUCAAGAUUUAAAAAUCCAUGGAAGUAGCAUGAUAGAUAAAAAAAAGAUUGAUUUAAUUAUUCAGUUAAUCAAGGCACAACAUAAUUUAUCCUUUGUUUGGUUACAUAGGUUUGGUUUGGAGUUCACUUCUAUCCUUGAAACUUUAACAUCAAUUCAAUCAAAUUCGUUAACCACCUUAAAGUUAACCCGAAUUUCUAGACAUAUAUCACUUUCCUCGAUUCAACGAUUCAAGAAUUUACGAAAUCUUUAUCUGCGUGAUUGUGAUGGUUUAGGUCAAAAUUUGCUUGAUAAUGUUUCAAAAGUGGAUUUCAAUUUAAAAUCAUUGGAAUUGGAUCGUAUGACAGAACAAUUUCUUCAAUCUAUCUUGAAAUUACAAAAUGAAAAUUUACAAAAGAUUUCCUUUUAUCACAAUACAUCGCUGAAAGUAAUUCAAGACUUUUUUAUUAGAUGCUCACAUAUUUCUAAUAUAAAGGUUAGAGGAAGACAAUAUCAAAAAGGGUUCAUUUCAUCGUUAUCGGUGUUAGAAAGUAGUUUAACCUCUUUCUCCAUUUAUUUUAAUUCUUCUCGUUUAUAUCAGAUUUUUGAUGAAUUAUGUAAUAUUUCUUUGCCCAAAUUAACUUUUCUUGAUAUUGAAAUGCCUAAAUCCGCUAGUCUCUUGGAAUCUUAUUUAAGGAUGACAUCUUCACCUUUACGAACAAUCAUUCUUCAUUUCAGUUAUAAGAUUAGUAUGGAAUAUAUUAAUAUUUUAUUAAAAUUUUCCAAGAGGAAGACUUUAAGAAUUGUUGGAAUUAGCCUAAAAUCUGAUGAGAAAAAAUUUAAAGAAUUUUCAAAGAUUACUGAAGGGUGCUUUCAAAUUGUUGAUUCAUGGGAUAUACAGUAG